Molecule: messenger RNA, 1121 nt
Organism: Vanrija pseudolonga
Lineage: Eukaryota; Fungi; Basidiomycota; Tremellomycetes; Trichosporonales; Trichosporonaceae
Product: Mitochondrial glycine transporter
Exons: 7
Coding region: 68-1024 (318 amino acids)
Biological process (GO): glycine import into mitochondrion
Cellular component (GO): mitochondrion; mitochondrial inner membrane
Molecular function (GO): glycine transmembrane transporter activity
Source: RefSeq, a predicted model, not a curated record
ACCCAGUCGUCCUCCACCUCGCUUCCAUCCCCCUAUCCCUCUCGCCGGCCCAGCCAGCCCGCCUACAAUGGGAACGGUGCGCACCAAGGCCGACAUCAAGGCGCAGCACCACCUCCUCUCGGGCGCCAUCUCGGGCCUCACCUCUGCCGUCUGCCUCCAGCCGCUCGACCUCCUCAAGACCCGCCUGCAGCAGGGGUACGAUGUGGGGCGGAAGAGCCACCGGUUGACGCCCGUCGUGCGCCAGGUGCUUGCGGAAGACGGCGUGCGCGGCCUCUGGCGCGGUACAGUGCCCACCGUGGUUCGCAAUGUCCCCGGCGUCGCCAUCUACUUCUACAUGCUCAGCUCGAUCCGGUACGAGCUCGGCCGGGUGCCGUUCUUCAAAACCGUGGUGGAGAGCACCGACGGCAAGAAGCGCUCGGCGCUGUCCAAACUCAGCGCGACGGGCAACCUCGUCGCUGGCGCAGUCGCGCGCACGUCGGUCGGGUUCGUGCUCAACCCCGUGACGAUCAUCAAGGCACGCUUCGAGAGCAACGCGUACAAGGAGUACCGGAGCGUGACUGGCGCCUUCCGGGACAUUGUGUCCAAGGCUGGCUUCCGCGGCCUGUUCCAAGGCUUCACGGCGACGGCAGUCCGCGACGCGCCCUACGCAGGCAUCUACGUCGUCUUCUACGAGAAGUGCAAGGAGCUGGCUGGACGAGCCCUCGCCCUCCGCCCAGAGCUCGGCAUCCCCAACGCGGCGCUCCACUCGGGAUCUGCCGUGACUGCCUCGGUCCUUGCCACGGUCAUCACCUCCCCUGCAGACUGCGUCAAGACCCGCAUGCAGGUCGCGCCGGCCGCCAACCCCAACAUUGGCAGCGCCGUCUCUCACAUCUACAGGGACUCUGGCCUCAAGGGCUUCUUCUCCGGAUCAUCAUUGCGCAUCUCCCGCAAAGCUGCAAGCAGUGCCAUUGCUUGGACAGUCUACGAAGGCCUCCUCCUUGUCUUCCAUACCCGCGACGCCGCCCGCAAGGCGGCCCCAUUGUAACACUAUCGACUCGUGUCUCAUCAGCAAACAAACACUCUGUAGGGCAAAGACUGCCACUUGUGUGGCCAGUUGGAUACAAUGCAUCAUUACUCCUUGG